AUGAUCGGUCCUCACCACCCGUGUCAAUACGCAUCACAAGUCUCCUACCUUUUGGACCGAGUAUCUCACGAACUCCGACGCCAGAACGACACCCGCAGGCUCCAUGAGAUCCCGCUCAGCCAGUUCAGAGACUUAUAUCGGGAGGCCAUGGCCAGUUUCGCGAAUGAUGAGGAAGGCCCAAUAAUGUGCACACCCCGUGUUCAUUACACGCAGGUUUCAACCUGGAGAGCAUUAAACAACCAAACUAAUACACUCAAGCGGAGAGAUUCACUGAAAAUUGCUUCCUGGAACCUAUUCUUUACUUCUCGUGGGCCUGCGACUCGGGCCACGGCCGCUCUCGAUCACCUCAGGACACUGUUUGGGCAAGAGCCUCACAACCUCGUGGUGAUGUUCCAAGAAGUCUGCCAAGAAUCACUGCAUGCGAUACUUGAGGACCGAUGGACGCAAGAUAACUUCUCCGUCACUGCCGUCAAGCCACCGCCCUUCUAUUAUCGUGAGGAGUGGAACGACGUCCGGGACGAGAACGUCGGCAGUAUGCCCACCCGUCACUUUACGCUCAUGAUGAUCCCACGGGGCCUUAGGAUAUCAAAUUGCUUUCGUGUUCCUUUCGUUUCAGAAUCAGAGAGAGAUGUCCUCGUGGUUCACCUUCCUGUAUCAGAGAACGGUCCCCCUGAUGAAACGAAUGGAAUACUUCGGCUGUGCACAACACACCUUGAAUCUCUUGAUCUCGGAUACGGGUACCGUUUUCGCCAGCUCGCUGCACUAUCGGCGCUGUUGAAAAGCGAGUUGGUUCAAGGGCGGAAAGUCUACGGUGGCCUAGUUGGAGGCGACAUGAAUUCGACUCUUGCGCCUGAACACGACGACCAUCGAAACCCCGACAUCGACCUCAAGGACGUCUGGGAGGAUGAGUUGGCCCCGACACCACCGGCCCUUCGGCCUUUUUACAAAGAUUUCACGUAUGGCAAGGAUCUUGGAAAUACAUGGGGCUACCAGUCUAAGGGAAGACUGUAUCAAGACUACGGAAGUCGGCUGGACAAAUUUCUUUACACGGGCCCCAUUGAGACAUUUCCCGUUCGUGAAGCCCAGGACACAGCCGGAAGAUUGGGCCGCUUUGGACUAGGGCUCAAGACCAGGGUCGGGCUGAAUGAUGUAUGGGUUAGUGAUCACUUCGGCAUUACUGUCGGUAUUAAGAUUAUGUAA
Fusarium vanettenii 77-13-4 is the source of this 1200-nucleotide messenger RNA. RefSeq lists its product as uncharacterized. NCBI's taxonomy places the organism in Eukaryota, Fungi, Ascomycota, Sordariomycetes, Hypocreales, Nectriaceae. The transcript has a single exon. The record is from RefSeq and is a predicted model, not a curated record. Gene Ontology annotation, biological process: double-strand break repair. Gene Ontology annotation, cellular component: cytoplasm; PML body. The coding region runs from base 1 to 1200 and encodes 399 amino acids. Gene Ontology annotation, molecular function: single-stranded DNA binding; 5'-tyrosyl-DNA phosphodiesterase activity.